UAAUUAACUUGGAUCGUGUAGAAGUUCACAACAGCAUGGCCAGUAAGGAAUCCUUAUCAAAAUAUUUUACAGGUACCCAUGAAGUACAAGAAUGUCUUGAAGGUCAAGGUGAGAUAGAUCUACAAACACACCUGGCAAACUGCAAGAAAAACCCUGGCCAUGAAGAAUUUUUACCAGUGAAUUAUCUUUGCUUUGGUUACCAAGACAACGACCUAAAUGGCUUUACAAAAGCACUGGCAGACCUAACGGUCAUGAUAGCAGUUCAAUUCACCAGUCCAGACAGACCUGAGUUUGUACCAGGCACUAAAGAUCCAUAUCCUUGCUGCAACACCAGGGGACAGAACUCACUGAGGACAGGGACUGGGAGGGUGUUGAGGGUGACCGAGUCUACAAAGGGAAUGGAGGACUACAGAUCGUGUCCUUGUCCUGAAUAUGAGCACUCGGACACACCCAGUAAAGUCUGGUGUAAGGUGGAGGUGUUGACGUCCAGACAUGUGAUUUUUGAUUCCAGUGAGGCGAGACAGUCCAACUGUAGGUUGUGGUUUGAUGAUGAUGAAAGUCCAGUGGUCAACAUUUAUGGUUGGGAUGUAUGUGAGGCAGACACUCAGCAAGAUCUGUGUUUGUUGUAUUGUGUGACACAUGUCAUAGGCGUAGCGGGUCAACUGGAGGAGAUGGUGGGGCGGUUUUAUACCAUAAAUAAGAAAGUAAAUGAAAAAUACAAGAGUCGUAGAGAUGUGGAGAGGCUGACCAUUAUAGUGUCACAUCCUCAUGGCUGUUCUAAGCAGGUCUCUGUAGGUCACUGGCUACACAAGCAGGGGGAAGGUAGGCAGACCAGGUACACGUACACAACUAGCACCUGUCCAGGUAGCAGUGGAGCUCUGGUCUACAGACUGGGGCAUUGGAUGUUUAACCAUCUCCACAUUGGAACUAACUCUAGCAUCACAUUUGAUGGAUUAAAUUAUAGUUGCCUGCACUGGGAGCAAAAUAUGUAGUUAUCUUCUCUUGUCUAAUAUCUAAACAAACACGGCUUCUUCUUCUUCUUCGCUCUUAAUUUUAGUGUUGGAAGGGAUCCCCUCCAACACACUUCACUAUACAUGUCCACUUUGUAUGCGACAUUGUGGCCAUUGACUCUCAUUUCAGCCUUCUUUUCUUUCUGGAUUUAAUUUCAUAGCCUUUGUCCAACAAAGAACAAA
Physella acuta is the source of this 1193-nucleotide messenger RNA. RefSeq lists its product as uncharacterized. Lineage: Eukaryota; Metazoa; Mollusca; Gastropoda; Physidae. The record is from RefSeq and is a predicted model, not a curated record.